AUGGCUACAAAGAAGAACAAAUGGAAGCGCACACUGGAAGUGGGAAGCACUUGCAAUAUUUGCGGGAACGGCGAGGAAGAUGAAUUUCAUGCUGUAAUUUCGUGCACAAAGAGCAGGGCACUAAGACAUGAAAUGAGAGCAGCUUGGGAGCUACCUAGCGAGGAAAAACUCAGAUACUCAGGUGAUGAUUGGCUGCAGAUCCUCCUUAACCCAUGCAAACCAGAGAUUAGAACGAAAAUUUUACUGCUGCUGUGGCGGUGUUGGUUCCUCCAAGACGAUUGCACCCAUAAUGCAGGGAAGGAGCUGGUUAGCCGAUCCGCUAUGUUCUUAAAACAGUACGUGGAAGAACUAACCUGCGGAGGCUCGGGGGAGGAAACUGAUAGUAAGGGGAAGCAGAAGGCGCUGCAGAGCGGGGGUGCUUUGGCGAAGGGGUUUUCUCUGUUCCCGCUGUCAACAGGGAUAGAUGGACAAGAGGUAGGAGCCACUGUGGAUCACACCAUCAGUCACUGGAGGCCCCCUAUGGCGGGAACAGUCACACUGAACACUGAUGCAGCGUUUUUAACUGGUAGCGGUGAUUCCCACUCGGGUGCAAUUGCGAGAGACCAUGAUGGUUCUGUCAUCUUCUCGCUGUCUGAACAUGGCUUACGCUGCAAGUCUGCGGAGGAAGCUGAAGCGCAGGCAUUGCUGACAGGGUUGCGACACUUGUCCGCCCUUUAUACUGGUCCGAUGAUCGCGGAAACAGACUGUAUGUACAUUGCGAAUGAGCUCAGGUCGGGCACCAGUAGUUUGUCUGCAUGCUAUCCAGUACUCGCUGAUAUCAAGGUGGAGCUGGCGAAGUUUGCUGCUGCUCAGGUCCAACAUGUCAGCAGAAAUCAAAACAAGAUGGCUCAUCUACUGGCGGCCCGGGCUAGGAAAAUGGAUGGAAUGUACUUGGUAGCGAGUGUUCCGGCUGAUCUGAGCGCUGCGCUAGUUGCCGACCUUGUGUUGGCUGAAGAGUAA
Messenger RNA from Triticum turgidum subsp. durum (durum wheat), 999 nucleotides. NCBI's taxonomy places the organism in Eukaryota, Viridiplantae, Streptophyta, Magnoliopsida, Poales, Poaceae. The record is from the annotation of a GenBank genome assembly.